This is a messenger RNA of Oncorhynchus tshawytscha (Chinook salmon), 3637 nucleotides long. RefSeq names its product F-box protein 3 (gene fbxo3). NCBI's taxonomy places the organism in Eukaryota, Metazoa, Chordata, Actinopteri, Salmoniformes, Salmonidae. The coding region runs from base 51 to 1412 and encodes 453 amino acids. The transcript has 11 exons. Gene Ontology annotation, molecular function: protein binding. The record is from RefSeq and is a predicted model, not a curated record.
UCUGUCACAAUAGAUGGGGCGGGACUUGAAGCGAAACUCCAGGUUCCAAAAUGGCAGCGUCCAUGGAGCUAAGCUUGAACAAUUUACCCUCCGAUCCUUUGCUGUUAAUGUUAUCCUUUCUUGACUUUAGAGAUUUGAUCAGUUGCAGUUUUGUGAGUAGACGACUCAACGAGCUUUCCGGUCACAACCCAUUAUGGAAAGGCCUCUGUUUGAAACAUUGGCUCUUAACUGAGUCAGACAAAAUUCAGAAGGUUCAAACCUGGAAGGAACUUUUCCGAGAGUUCUAUACUGACUUGGGUCGUUACAUUGAUCACUAUGGCACCCUGAAGAAAGCCUGGGAUGACCUGAAGAGAUACCUUGACCAGCAGUGCCCCAGGAUGAUUGCCUCUCUCAAAGAGGGAGCAAAGGAGGAAGAGCUGGAUGGCAUUGAGGCCCAGAUUUGUUGCAAGCUUUCAAAUGACUAUCGGUGCUCAUACCGGAUACACAAUGGGCAGAAGCUGGUCGUUCCUGGGUUAAUGGGAAGUAUGGCCCUGUCUAACCACUACCGCUCAGAGGACCUGCUGGAUAUUGAAACGGCAGCAGGUGGCUUUCAGCAGCGCAAGGGCAUGAGGCAGUGUUUGCCCCUCACCUUCUGCUUCCACACAGGCCUCAGCCAAUACAUGGCCCUGGAGGGCACUGAGGGCCGCAGCCGCAGCGAGAUCUUCUACCACUGCCCGGAUCAAAUGGCACAAGAUCCAUCUGCAAUUGACAUGUUCAUCACAGGGUCCAGCUUUACUGAGUGGUUUACCUCAUACGUCCAUAAUGUGGUAACAGGAGAAUACCCCAUCAUCCGGGAUCAGAUCUUCAGGUACGUCCAUGAUAAGCAGUGUGUUGCCACCACGGGGGAUAUUACUGUUUCAGUGUCUACCUCUUUCUUACCGGAGCUUAGCUCCGUGCAUCCUCCACAUUUCUUCUUCACCUAUAGGAUCAGGAUUGAAAUGGCAAAGGAUGCCCUCCCUGAGAAUGCUUGCCAACUGGACAGUCGUUAUUGGAAGAUCACCAAUGCUAAUGGCAACGUGGAGGAGGUCCGUGGGCCAGGCGUUGUUGGAGAGUUCCCGGUGAUGACUCCGGGUAAAGUACAUGAGUACGCCAGCUGCACGACCUUCUCUACUACCUCAGAGUACAUGGAAGGCCAUUACACCUUCCACCGCCUCAAGAACAAAGAGGAGAUCUUCGACGUCUGCAUCCCCCGCUUUCACAUGGUUUGCCCUCCGUUCCGUGAGUCAAUUGUGCGGUCGCAGGGAUCGGCAAGGGAUGUUUCAAGUGCAUCUUUUAACGAAGACAACUCGUCAGACACCGAUGACCAUAAUGAGGGUGAGCUUCGAGGCAUUAAUAUGGCAGCCCCAGGGGGACGAUGCCCACGCCACAUCUGAUACACUUUUCUCACCACAGGACUCAAUUAGGAAAGGGGCUAGGAAGGACUUUCACAAUUACAUAAGAGUAAAUUUUGUUUUUGUUUGUAAAGCUGUAUUUACCAUUGGCUGAUAGUCAUUGCCCUGUGUGAACCUUUCCACCCCAGCUCGAUGAGAUACUACCACAGCCUCUGCAAUAUGCCCUCCCAUGUAAAUCCAAGAUCGCUCCAUUGUUUGUUUUCUUUUUUUUCAACAAUGGAGCGAUCUGGAACUGGACAUUGUCUAUUGAGAGCAGGGUUGUCACCUCUUUUUCAAUAGUAACAUUGUUCAUUCUCUAGCUGGCUGCCUAGUGCAUAGAGCUAAUGUGUAGAUUGGUGCUCUAUCUAAAUCCUGAGUAUUCCCUUUUUUCCUUGGCGUAUGUAGUGUGUGUGUAGUCAUAUUCCUUGUAUAAAAAGCCACAGCAUCUCUACAGGUCCACUGUGGAUGUAUUGUCAAUGCAUCAUCAAAAAUGACUUAUUUUUACAUUGCAGCUGUUUCUGCAGCAGUGUAAAACAUGUGUAACUAUGAUGAUCUUAAUCAGAGAUGUUCACUGCCAGUGGUUUUCAAACCAACAAAAAAACCAAGGAAUUAUAUGGAAACACACAACUCAUAAAAGCUGGGAUGUUUGCAUAUGCUAACAACAAUGACAAAGAGAAGCCCACAUCAAAGCUGUUGUGCUACAUUGGAUGCUGUCUGAAUAUCUAAUCGAUAUUCAGGAACAUGUUAAUGUGGGCUUGACUCUGUCAUGCAUUAUCUCUGUCAUGUAUUAAUGCAUAUCAUAUUUUAUUAAUUGCAAUGUGAUUAUGACUAUGAUCCUUUGAAAGUCUGCAGAAACAAACAACUGUUUAGUAAAGCAGCCAAUCAGUGUGCAGUUUCUCAUAGAAAUCUGAAUGUUUGAACAAUGAGCUACAGCAUCACACCCCUCUGUAUUUAUUUGGACAGUGAAGCUACAAUUAGUCAAUUUGGUUCUACUCCAGCAUUUUCUAUUUAACAUCAAGUGUUUUACAUGAGGCGACAGUACAGAAUGUCACCUUUUAUUUGAGAAUAUUUCUAUACAUAUCUGUUUUGCUGUUUACAAAUGAAUGCACUUUAUCUACAGUGCCUUCAGAAAAUAUUUCCACCCAUUUACUUUUUCCACAUUUUGUGUUACAGCCUGAAUUUUAAAAUGGAAUAAUUUGAGAUUUUGUGCCCCUGGCCUACACGUAAUACCACAAUGUCAAAGUUGAAUUAUGUUUUUAGAAAUGUUUACAAGUUAAUUAAAAAUGAAAAGCUAAAAUGUCUUGAGUCAAUAAGUAUUCAACCCCUUUGUUAUGGCAAGACUAAAUAGGUUCAGGAGUAAAUUUGUAAGUGAUAUGCUUAACAAGUCACAUAAGUUGCAUGGACUCACUCUGUGCAAUAAUAGUGUUUAACAUGAUUUUUGAAUAACUAACUCAUCUCUGUACCCCACACAUACAAUUAUUUGUAAGGUCCCUCGGUUGAGCAGUGAAAGUCACACAGAUUCAACCACAAAGACCAGGGAGGUUUUCCAAUGCCUCGCAAAGAAGGGCACCUGUUGGGUAAAACAUUUAAAAAAGCAGACGUUUAAUAUCCCUUUGAGCAUGGUCAAGUUAUUAAUUACACUUUGGAUGGUGUAUCAAUACAUCCAGUCCCUAGAAAUAUACAGGUGUCCUUCCUUACUCAGUUGCCGGAGAGGAAGGAAACCGCUCUGGGAUUACACCAUUAGGCCAAUGGUGACUUUAAAACAGUUAGAGUUUAAUGGCUGCAAUAGGAGAACACUAAGGAUGGAUCAACAAGAUAGUAUACUGAACAAAAAUAUAAACCCAACAUGCAACAAUUUAAGCAAUUGUACUGCGUUAUAGUUCUUAUAAGGAAAUCUCAUUAGGCCCUAAUCUAUGGGUUUCACAUGACUGGGCAGGGGCGCAGCAAUGGGUGGGCCUGGGAGGGCAUAAGUCCACCCACUGGGGAGCCAGGCCCAGCCAAUCAGUAUUAGUUUUUCCCCACAAAGGGGCUUUAUUACAGACCGAUCUGCGGUUGUGAGGCGGGUUGGACGUACUGCCAAAUUCUCUAAAAUUAUGGUAGAUAAAUUAUCUGGCAACAGCUCUAGUGGAUAUUUUUGCAGUUAGCAUGACAAUGUCUCGCUCCCUCAAAACUUCUGUGUUGUGUGACAAAACUGCACAUUUUAGAGUGGCCUUUUAUUGUCCCCAACA